AUGGAUAUGGCUAAGCCAUAUAUGAAUCCUCGAGGUCUUAGCUGGUUCGUCACAGGUCUAUUCGUUGUUGGAGACCUGGCUGGUGGUGGAUUGGUGGCGUUACCUACGGCUAUGAUCCAGUCAGAAGUCAAGUUGCAGAUGCCUGAUUUUAUGUGUGUUCAGCGUUGUGCUAUAAAGGUUGUAAAACUACGUUUUGUACGCAAGAAGGCGUCAUUAUCAGUGGUUGAUACAACUCCUUUAUCAACCACUGAUAAAGGGAUUUUAGUUGACGAAACAGAGGGAAUACAAAAGUAA
Molecule: messenger RNA, 294 nt
Organism: Strongylus vulgaris
Lineage: Eukaryota; Metazoa; Nematoda; Chromadorea; Rhabditida; Strongylidae
Source: the annotation of a GenBank genome assembly